UGUCCAAAGAAGCAGAGCUCUUCGGAACUGUUUCUGCAGCCGGACUGCAAGGCCAGUCAUAAUACUGAAAAUCAUACUGCUGAAACUUUUUAUGACGAUUUGUACUCGAUGUCAGAGAUGAGGUUUUUGAUGAUAUUGCCAGCAGUCACAGUAACUUUGACUUUCUUACACAUGGUUACAAGCACAGGAAACCCAAGAGAUGACCCAGGAUCAACCAUUCCUUUUUCCAUAAAGGAUGCUUCCAAAACAAAGAACAUAACGAGAGCUGGAGUUAACAGGGGUCUGAGGGAGUGCCAACGGCUAUUUAAGAACGACAUCUGGAACUGCAGUUUUCAUGACGAAAGUGUGACUAGAGAAUUAACUGACUUUGUUCAAACAACUUUGCCUUACGCCAAUAGAGAGAUGGCGUUUUUACAUGCGAUCACCACCGCUGGCAUCCUUCAAGAAAUUGUUUCUCAGUGCGCUGCAAACAAAAUUACCGAAUGCAGUUGUAACAAAACAGCAUGGCAAUCGCACGCCUGUAAAAAAACCAUCCUGGAUUUUGCUGUAAAGCAGACAAAGAUUCUCACAAGAAGUAAAACGCAAGGGAACGACGAACAAAAUAAAAUUGACCAAAGUCAUAAAAAAGAAGGAAUAAAGGUUUUCAAGAGGAACUAUCGCAGUUGUCAUGGUAAAGUGCCUAAAAAUUGUAAGACUUUCCAAGAAAUUGCAAAUGAACUAAAAAAAAAAUAUCAGUCUGUUAGCAAGACCAACAGGGCGCAGCAGGAUAUCAGAUCUACUUUUAAAAGAAAGCCUAAAUUUGGAUGAAAAAAGCACACAAAUGGCGCUGUAAGCGAUAUAAAAUGACACCCACUACAGAGAAGCGAAGGAGUCCAGGCAACUACCAAGAUAGUUCAAAAAUAUAUUCAGUAACAGUCUACGUGUAAAAGAAAAUACGCCACCACAACCAUCAGGGUCAAACCUGGCGCAAAUGUUAAAGUUGAGCAAGCAUUUCCCCGUCAUCAUAAAUGAGUAUUGUUACACUUCGUGUUGCCAAAGCCAUUUUAUUGAGAGAAACCCUAGGAGCUUUAGUCUUUUAAAACAGGGGCCUCUUAUUCUCAGGCCCUUAAACGUAUCGCUUGUAGGUUUUAGUGGCGCAGUAAAUCUACGUUUCCAAUUUUUUCUCUAAUAUUGAACCGUCUUAAUAAAUAGCAAAUAGAAAAACCUUUGGAGCUUUAGUCUUUUAAAUCAGGGGCCUCUUAUGUUUAGGUUCAUAAAUGUAUCUCGCGUUGGUUUUAGUGAAUCAGUAAAUCCACACUUGCAAUAUUUGCUAUAAUAUUGCCGGGUAGCGAAUAAUGAACGCGUUCCUCGACCGCUUUCCAAGAGGGAAGUACAUCUAGUUCAAAAGGAGGAUUUUUUUAGGUAUAUGAUCUUUCUGCUUGAAUGGUGUCACAUUGUCAUGUGAAACUUUGUUAUUUUAGAAGAUGUUUUUUACCACGUCCCUUAUGGCUAUUUAAAGAAUCCUGUACACUCGCAUAUUCUUAUAUCACACUGAAUAUUACGCAGGCAGAGCAGUUAAUGACCAGGCACAUCUAAUGAAGAUAUGUUGACCUUGUAAAAAUCUAUUUCC
Pocillopora verrucosa is the source of this 1609-nucleotide messenger RNA. RefSeq names its product protein Wnt-4. The record is from RefSeq and is a predicted model, not a curated record. Gene Ontology annotation, biological process: neuron differentiation; canonical Wnt signaling pathway; multicellular organism development. Gene Ontology annotation, molecular function: frizzled binding; cytokine activity. NCBI's taxonomy places the organism in Eukaryota, Metazoa, Cnidaria, Anthozoa, Scleractinia, Pocilloporidae. Gene Ontology annotation, cellular component: extracellular region.